Messenger RNA from Contarinia nasturtii (swede midge), 3775 nucleotides. It is a transcript of the gene gzl, whose product is annotated as E3 ubiquitin-protein ligase RNF13. Gene Ontology annotation, cellular component: cytoplasm; nucleoplasm. The transcript is spliced from 8 exons. The record is from RefSeq and is a predicted model, not a curated record. Bases 1005 to 2684 code for a protein of 559 amino acids. Lineage: Eukaryota; Metazoa; Arthropoda; Insecta; Diptera; Cecidomyiidae.
GAAAAAAUAUCAUGUGUGUGAUUGGAGCAGAAAAAGAACAGGAACAAAGUAAAAAUAUUUGCAGCACAGCGAGGUUGUACCACAACAAACAAAAACAAUUGAUUUCAUUUUUUUUUUGCUCUCUUGGACGAACAUGAAAAAUGAUUGUUUCGACGACGACCUAAUAAAAGUUUGUAUUAGUUAUCAAAGACAAUUUUAUUGAGUAGAACGAGUGAAGAGAGCAAAAGAAUUGAUGUGAAAAAAGGAAACAUUAUUUGUUUGUGUAACUUGGCGAUUCGACGUAAUUAAAAAAAAAUAGUUGGUCGCCAAAUCGGCUGUAUUGCCAUUGAUUCGUUGUGACAACACGCUUUUUUCCCCGAUUUCAUUGGAUUUUCCGAUUCGUCUGGUUUGGUUUUAAUUAAUUUAAGUGCAUUUAAUGGGUGUUCCGAUGAACGUUUGAUGAAUACAAAGUGGAAAAACACGGAUAAGUUAAAUGUCAAAGUACGAAGUAUUGGUCGUGAACAUAGAACGGCGAAAAACUAAAAGAAUUGAUUUCGAUAAGAGACUACCAACAGAUUUUUUUCACCAUAUUUUAAUUGAACAUCCGGACGAUGACAUUUCUCUUUAAUUUGACUGCAAAUAUAUGCGCAUGAUGUGCAAUUCAUUUGUGAUACUGAUAUCAGUAUGAAUAGGCAUAUGGUGAAUCAUUUUUAAAUUAGUUCCAUUCAAUGUGCAAUUGCAUGAGACAGAUUUGGUUUUGGAUUCAAGUGAAUAGUAUUUGAAGUGAAGGCAGCUUUUUUUCCGAUCCGAUUGUAAUAUGCAAUGUGAACGACAGGAUCACACAAUUGGAACUUCAAUUUAGAAGCUGUGUAAUCAAUUCAAGCAUAUCUCAGAGAGAGAAAACCUAGUUUAAAGAAAAUCAAAUGAUCGACGGUCGUGCAUCGUUUCCAUUGUAAAUGAAAUAACAACAUAUUGCAGUUAUAACCACAUUUAGAUAUUGUUUAUGAUUGACCAACACAACUGCAAUGCAUCGAAUCAUUUCGUCGUUGGCUUUAACAUUUAUAGUGUUUGUGCAAACAACCAAGUCAGAUAUACUGGUUUAUUCGCAAUAUUCGAAUCAGGUUAUUGAGGAAUUUCACGAUUUGCCAUCCAGAUUUGGAACAGCGUUUCCGAUCAAUGGAUUACGAGCUUUAGCAAUCUAUUCAAAUCCACCAAAUGCAUGCUCACCUAUUAAUUCUCCGCCACAAAAUUUUACAAAAGCAAAAUGGGUCGUUCUCAUUUCUCGUGGAAAUUGCUCAUUUGAGUUAAAAGUGCGAAAUGCUCAGGCGGCUGGCUUCGCGGCUGCCAUUGUUCACAAUAUCAACGGCGAUGAGCUUGAACCAAUGUCUGCAAACAAUGACGACGGAAUCGAUAUCCCGUCGAUGUUUGUUGGAGAAACGACCGGCAAAAUAAUAAUGGUCAAUUACUUAUAUGAUGACGGAUUUACACUCUUGCUGAACGAUGACCUCCCAUUCAAUAUAAACACUCAUUUAAUUGUUCCAUUUGCUAUAUUCGUUGCACUGUGUUUCAUUGUUAUGAUUGGCAUCAUGAUAACAAAGUGUUUGCGCGAACAACGGCGACUACGACGACAUCGGCUGCCUGGUUCGGCGCUCAAGAAAAUUCCGAUCAUUCGCUUCUCGAAGGAAGAGCACAUGUCAACCUAUGAAAUUUGUGCCAUUUGCAUUGAGGACUAUGUGGACGGCGAUCGAUUGCGCGUUUUACCGUGUUCCCAUGCUUAUCACAAUAAGUGCAUUGAUCCUUGGCUAACAAAGAAUCGUCGAGUGUGUCCGAUUUGUAAAAGAAAGGUGUUUGCCCGUGGUGAGCCCAGGCGACGCCGACGUUCAACAGAUGAUAGUAUGAGCGAUUCGGAUCAAGACGAUACAACACCUUUGAUCAAUCCCGUUGAUAAUUCAAACACUCAUGGUACCUUCAGUCCAACAGCACCGCCAUCGGACGAAGUUACAUCGGAAGGAAAUAAUCGUCGUAUGAAUCCAUUUGACCGGCAAACAAAUGUGAAUAUUCCAAAUGCAGAUGUCAUUGAUUCGGAGACAAUUUGGUCGAAAAUACUGAGAGUUUUUCAUGUACGUAGUGAUAAUGAAGACAAUAGCCAAACUAUGGAUGGAAAUCAAGUGAUCAAUGAUGAAGAAGUUGGAAACAUAUUGUCGCAAUCUCAGUCGAAUGACGCGCCAAUCGCAUCUUACGGUUCAUCAAGUAGCAAUAAUGUAUUGAAUACGAAUUUAAGUGGUUCAAUGCAAAAUCGAUUCAAUCGUAACCGUAACCGACGCGCCAUCAUAAAUGCCGACAACAGUGACGAUGACGAUGCAAUUACUGGAAGUGUUUAUCAUGAAUGUUAUGAGCAAAAUCAGACAAUUUUUGCGCCAAUCUCAACGUCACAGCCAAUUAUUAAUCCAUUCGAUCAACAAGUGCCGAUUCAAACAAAUGCCGGACCAAGUACGUCAUCGCAUCAGCGAAUUGCAGUGGCCGCAUUACCAAAUCUAGAAUAUGAUCAAUUUACAAGAGGCUUUUCAGCUUCAUCACCAUCACUAUAUUCACAGCAAGAAUCGAUCAAUGAAUCGAGCAGCCGACGAAAUUCGAACGGUUCCGAUCAACGACGAACUGAUUUUACACGAAAUUCAACCGCCUCGAGCAGUAACUAUUUUGUGUAAACAAACAUCAAAUGGCUUUGAUUCUUUUUUUUAUGUUCGAUCGUUCGUAGUGUUCAAGAGUGAUCUAUGCUGCGACUUUGAUUUUUAUUCGGGACGAAAAAUAAUUAAACGUUGUAAAUUUACAUAUAUAUUUUUUUUGUUGCUUUCAAAUCUAUGACAUAUUGGAAUGAAUGCAGAGUUUGUAUUUCUCUUUUUUUUCUACAUUAGUUGUUUGAAUGUGAUUUACAUAAUAAUAGAAAAAUUUGAAUGAGGAAUGUGGUUUAUGGAAGUGAAAUGAAAUUUAGAAGAAUUUAGAAAAACUAUCCAAUGUUAAAAAAAUAAAAUGUUCAUCGCUCGCCAAGUUCCAAAUUACAAUAUGGAAAUAAAAAUAGUAUCUGUAUAAGUAACGCUAACCAAAAAAAAAACACCUAUCAAUGUCAAUUUAUGUUGUUGGAGAUAAACUUUCCCCCGAAGGGGUAAAACAGUUUUUUAUCCUGAAUAAACACCGAUUUUUAGAGAAAAACUGUUUCACCUCCAGGGGAGGUUAAUUUCUCACCAAGACCAUAGAUUGACCACUAUAAAACUCUAUGUUUAAUCAUAAAAACAAGUAUGAAUGAUAAGAUUUUGCGAGUGACAUUUUCCGCACUAAACAAAUAUCCAAUAGAACAAAUAGCACCGAGAUAUUGCCAUUCUGUCAUUCAGGGUUUCAUUUCACUAAUUUCAUGUUCAGACAGUGUCUUGAAAUGUUCAUACAUUGAAGUCUUCUUAAAUUAGACAGUUGAAACAAACUAUGUUCAAUGAUAAAAUGGAAAACAAUUAGUCUUUUACAAAAUCUAAUAUAAAUUUAAUUACCAAAACAAAAUAAAACCACAACAAAAAAUAAGCCGAAAAGUCAAAGACCUCUCUAUAGAGACGGUGCGGGAUGACAAUAGCGAUUUUAUGUCUUUUCGAUAAUAUAUUAUAAGGAGAGAUUUCAUUUUUGUUACUUUAUAAGUGAUACAUACACAAAUGCUAUUUACUUUAAUUGAUUUAACUAUAUAACUGAUGGAAAUUAUUAGGCUUUUUAAUCGAAGAAGCAUUAAUAAAAUUGAAAACAAUUCUAUUCGAAAAAA